AAAUUCAGUUGGCAUUCGUCUUCAAGCUGUAAGCAAGUAAGCACGAGUCUAGUGAUAUCUGCUAAAAAUCCGGCAACUAAGGAUUAACUGCCAUUAUAUCAACGUUUGAUAAGCAGUUGAAUAAAAGUGAACGUGUGGUUGACUAAUUGAUAUGGAUACACAUUGUUGUGGUCUAAAACAAUAAAAGUCUUAUUUACAAUACAACAAGUCGUAUAAAAAUAGUGGUAAACUUAAUAGAAGCAACAAUGCCGGUGAAGGAGAUACUCCAGCGAUGCAGGCCGAUACCCCUGUACACCGUACUAGUGCUAUCAAUCUGCUACUUUGUAUUGCAGUUAGUAUUCAGCCACUUGACACAUGGACUCACCCUACUGAUGGCCUCCCAUCACAAUCUGUGCAACAUUUUUGCCCUUGGUGGGUGCAUCCUCACAAUUAAGCAUAGUAAACAAAAACCGGAGGCAAAAGAUUCUCCGCCGAUUCACACCAAGGAAAAUGGCAAUGAUCCGGGUAUGGUUGUCAGUCUGGCCGAAACGGAUGCACAAGCCCAGGCUAAAAGGGAAUGCCGAGAGCAGAAGCUACGCAAUACAUUUGGCUGGGCCAGGAUCGAUAUAUUGACCAUGCUGAUUGUGUUCAUUAUCCUGGCCUCGUUAUCUUUCUCGCUAGUGGUGGAGGCUCUACAAACUCUAGUUCACAUUGAUCACCAAGAUACGAUGCAUUUACCGAUUCACGUGAUGAUGGUGGGAUUUCUGGGCCUCAUCCUAAAUGGAGUGACAUAUCUGUUAAUUGGAGGUUACACCCUACAUCAGGGAAGCUUUCUCCACCUGACACCUGGAGGUAAUGUGGUGCUCGAGCGUCCAAUGUCCAGUAACUUGGAUCUAUCCCUAACUCCGAUGCAAAGGCAACUCAGUAAAUCGCGGAAUGAUCGUCAGUUACGCGAUGAUUUGGAGGCAGAAUUUGGUAGUGUUUACUUCGCCACCAAACGCCAGGGAGCCGUGGAAAUGUUUCGUGAUGUGUCCAGUACCAUAUUUGUGAUCGUAUGUGCUGCGAUCGUCUAUGUAGCGGAAGAUGAACAGCAUACGGCUAAAUUUAUUGAUCCCGUGCUCUCCAUCUUCUCCUGUGUCCUGUUGGUGACCCUCAGUUAUCCUUACAUGAAAGAAUCCUGCCUGAUCCUUCUGCAAACCAUUCCUGGGUCUAUCGAUUUGGAGAUCUUUGAGCGUACUCUGGUCACUAAGUUCCCGGAGAUUGUCAGCUAUCAUGAUUUGCACAUAUGGCAAUUGGCUGCCCACCGAUACGUGGCAACCAUACACAUCCAGUUCCAGAAUCCUAAGCUCUACCUCAAGAUCAUCGAACAGGUUCGGGCAUAUUUCCACGAUCAAGGAAUCGGAGCGGUUACAAUACAGCCAGAGUUUUAUCCGUCCACGAAUAAGAAUGCCUCUGCCUCGCUGGAGUGCCUAAUGCAAUGUCAGGCGGUUGAGUGCAUUGAGAAAGUUUGCUGCAGGGAUUCCCGAACCGAUCUUCGGGAGGUUUGUGAUGCUCCCGGAGGCAGAAUAUCAUCUUCUCCAGCCAAAUGUCAAGGAAAUGGUCACGACCAUAGCAAGACCAAAUCCAAAUCCUGUGCCGAACUAAGUGCAGUGGUUGUGGAGAAACCCAAGGAGCUGAAUGCAGGUCAGCUGCUAAAGAGCCAAGAUCAGACAGUGGCUAAAUCCAUGCCUAAGCUGGAAGCCACUUGCUUGGAUACACCUCCAACGAAAGCAGAUACAACUAAACCAAAAGACAGUCCAACGAGUAGUGAUUGAUUAUAUUUUAAUGACUAUAGUAUUGUAUCAAUGUUUAACGAUUUUAGAUAUCUCUUAAGUUAAUUUAAGAAUUUGCCAUAUAGAUAUAUGGAUAUGUAGUUUGUCUUCCGUUUCUCAUUUACUUUUCGUAUUGCAUUUUCUCAUCAUUUCAUGAUUUUAAAAAUUCUCUAUUACUCCCCAUCUUGUGACAAGAAAAGACCUACACAUUGCCCAUUUGUGCAGUAAAUUACAGAGUUUUAAGUUUUAAGAUACAUUUACUUAUUAUGUAUAUGUUGGACUACAGAUGUGUCUGAUAAUUUACAACCAAAAGAUUACAACAUUUGACGUGUCAUUAGCUAAGCAUUUUUUAUAAAUACAUGUAUAUAAAAAUA
Molecule: messenger RNA, 2164 nt
Organism: Drosophila eugracilis
Lineage: Eukaryota; Metazoa; Arthropoda; Insecta; Diptera; Drosophilidae
Gene: ZnT77C
Product: zinc transporter 1
Exons: 4
Coding region: 246-1793 (515 amino acids)
Biological process (GO): zinc ion transmembrane transport; intracellular zinc ion homeostasis; detoxification of zinc ion
Cellular component (GO): membrane
Molecular function (GO): zinc ion transmembrane transporter activity
Source: RefSeq, a predicted model, not a curated record